Angiostrongylus costaricensis is the source of this 1711-nucleotide messenger RNA. NCBI's taxonomy places the organism in Eukaryota, Metazoa, Nematoda, Chromadorea, Rhabditida, Metastrongylidae. The record is from the annotation of a GenBank genome assembly.
UUGAGAAAUGAGAUAUUAUGCUUGCGUUUGAAGAGCUAAAUUACCUGCUUAUCAACAACGGGCGGAUGUACUACGGGCGAUCAACGAACAUAAAGUAGUGUUGAUCACUGGCGGGACAGGAUGUGGAAAAACAACACAGGUACCACAAUUCUUGCUGGAAGAUGCGCAUGAAAAUCAGCAACCCCUGCGAAUUGUGUGCACACAACCACGACGCCUACCAGCAAUUGCGGUGGCAAGUCGAGUAGCCAGGGAACGCGGUGAAGUACUUGGAACCACUGUAGGAUACCACAUACGAUUAGAACAGAGGUCGGCCUGGAGUAUUUUUAAUUGCUUCUGUUUGCUCUGUAAUAUAACGAUAAUCAUGUGGAAAGAUGAGAUCCAUGAGCGAGAACAAAAUACUGACUACUUAUUAAUAGCUCUUAAGCAGGCUUUGAAGAAAAGAAGUGAUUUGAAGGUUAUUUUGAUGUCUGCUACAAUGGAGGGAAAUCUCAUGCUCUUUACCAACAGUAAUUCAGUACGAGCACGUCUGUACAACGUGGAGAGGUUUUUCCUCGGCGAUGUUAUUGCAAUGACUGGGUUCGUUCCAGAAGAGAAUAUGUUUAGUAGCAUGUUUAUGUCGACGGGUUUUCAGGACGUUGGAAUUUGUAAUUUUCCUACGAUAUUCUGCAGUUUUUUAUUUGUUGUUUCGCAGUAUCUAUGCUAUUGCUGGCUCGUACUAGGUGCUGUUCUCGUAUUUCUACCUGGAUUUGAUGAUAUCACCCAGAUGCGCGACAAAAUCCUUAGUGAGUCGUGGCGUGGUCGCCAACCUGUAGUUUUCACCCUUCACUCACAGAUGAAUUCUUUCGAGCAGCAAAAGGUGUUUGACUCAGUUGGACUGACCGAGAGGAAAGUGAUUCUGUCGACGAAUAUUGCUGAGGCCUCGCUAACAAUUGACGACGUUGUAUUCGUAAUCGAUUGUGGUAAGGUGAAAGAGAAGACCUAUGACCACACAUCGAGAAUCAGUCAGUUGAAAGUGACUUGGAUAGCGAAAAGCAACGCUGAACAGCGUUGUGGGCGAGCUGGACGGUGCCAAGAAGGUUUUUGUUUCUGUCUAUACAGCGUUGAAGAUUACGACGCGAUGCUUCCGACCCAAAUGGCGGAGAUGCAGCGAACAGCAAUUCAUGAUGUAUGUCUUCAUGCAAAGAUGUUUGCGCCGGAGAAUAUGACGGUGAAACAGUUCCUUCAAAUGGCGCCCGAGCCUCCAUUGGCGGAUUCUGUGGAUAAGAGUAUGGCGUUUUUAGAGCGUGUUCAGACAACUUUGUACGAUGUUUGUUUAGCUCGUCUACUCCUUUUCGGUGUGGUGUUGAGGUGCUUGAAUCCUGUUGUAACACUUGUCGCUGCUCUGUCAUACAGAGAUCCAUGUAUGAAUUCGCAAAUAUUUUACUUUAUUAAAGUGAUUCCUUACGUAAUGUACGCCAGUUAUAGUCGUCAAUUACUAAUCGAAUUACGUCGAGUGCGAAUGAUCUCCUCUGAUGGCGACGUGAUGAACGCUCUUCGUGAUGUGACAUACAAUUAUUAUUCUUCUUGUUGGGAAAUGGUUCAAGCAGCUAUAGUGGCUGGUUGCUACCCUGGGAUAGGUUUUGUACGAGCUGGAAAUAAGUUGAAGAAGAUCAGAACAAGGUUGUUUUCGAACUCUCAUAAAAUUUGUGAAUAUGUCUAUGAAUGUAAGUAG